Messenger RNA from Schistosoma turkestanicum, 2871 nucleotides. NCBI's taxonomy places the organism in Eukaryota, Metazoa, Platyhelminthes, Trematoda, Strigeidida, Schistosomatidae. The record is from the annotation of a GenBank genome assembly.
GAUCGAUUACCAGUGUAAUUAUUUCACUGUUUCAAUAAUGUAAUGGACACUGAUAUUGAUCAUAAUCAUAUUAAAUCAACUCCAUUAAAUAAUGUCAGUACUCUAUGGACAAAAUUAAUCUCUACUGAAUUAUAUCAUGUUCAAAAUAAUCCAAAAUUAUCUGUUAAUUUAUUAAAUAAAGAAAUUAUUCAUGUAAAUAAAAUUAAGAAAUUAGCAUCACAAGCUAAUUCUACACAAUUAUCUGCUUCAUUUUAUUAUCGUAUUGUAAAUUAUAUUGAACAAAAUGCCACAAAUGAUUUAUGUCGUAUAAUAUCUUUUAUAAAUGAACUUGGCACAGGGCAUAUUUACAUGAAAAGUACCAAGAAAGCUCAAUAUUAUAGGAAAUUAGGAAAUGAUUUAUUCAAACAAGGUCAAUUGAAUGAAUCAGCAACAGCUUAUCGAACUGGUUUACUUCAUGCACCUAAUGCAUAUUUUAUGUCAUCAACUAGUGAAAAUAAUGAAUUUUGUUUAGAAGGUGCAUUGUUACAUGGUAAUUUGUCUGCUGUAUUGGCACGUCAACAAUUAUGGUCAUCUUGUUUAGAAUCUGUACUGAACGCAUUGGAAUUACAUUUGAAUGUUACAAAUAUUCAAAAUUGUAGUAAUAAUUCCACAGUAAUUCGUUUAAAAUCUCGUUUUGAACAAUGCUGUAAACAGUUAAAUUUACCUAUGCUUAUUGAAUGGGAUCGUGAACUUACAUCGUGCAAAUUAUUGGAGAUUCACACCAAGUUUAUCUCUCUACUUAUUAAUGAGAAUAAAAAUAGUGUAGAAAACGAUUGGUAUGUCCCAACACCAAAAUACAAUCAUAAUCCUUCGUGCUAUGGACUAUCAAAUGGUGUACGUAUUGAUACAAAUCAUGAAAAAGGUAGACAUGUCAUUGCUACUGAAUCCUUUGAACCAGGUGAUAUUAUAGCGGUGGAACCUGCUGGUGGAUGGGCAACACAUGAAAGCGUACACUCUGACGAUAAUAAUAACAAUAAUAAUAAUGAUCAGAAUACAUUUGAAUAUCUUUUACUUCUACCAUCACAACGUAUGAAUCAAUGUUUAAAAUGCUUUAAUCAAUUAAACUCGAUUGGGUUUAUUUGUCCAUAUUGUUGUGAUGCUGCGUAUUGUGAAUUUUCAAAUAACUCUGGUUGUAAUUCUUAUCAUGUAAACAUGUCUAAUCCUGCAUAUUUAUUUCAGAAUUUUCAACAACCUGUUUGGCAUAUAGCAGAAUGUCGAUUUAUGUUUCUUUUAAAUUCCAUGGGAUUGGGUCAUUUAUGCUUUCGUCUUGCAUGGCUUCGUCAACACUAUCAUCCUUUGUCUUCCGACGAGAAUCGGGAUAAUAAUUACUCAUAUUUCACUAUUGAUCAAUUAAUUGAACAUUUUACAAAUUUUCAUGUUGAUGAAUUAUUCGAAUAUGCGCUUACUGGUUGGUUAAUAUCGAAAAUUUUAAAUUUUAAUCAGAAAAUUAAUUUAAAAUCAACACACAAUGAAUUAGUUCAAGGUCUCUGGUGUUUCGACACACUGAGACGUCUUCAAUGUAAUGCACAUGCUAUCACUGAAAUUCAAAUGAAUUAUUCUAAUAGUGACACAUGGUGUCCUUCAUCAUAUCAAUUGAAUACUAAUGAUAUGGUUGAUUUGCAAUUAAUUUAUCCUUUUAUUUGUAAAUUACAACAAAUUCGUACUGCAACUGGUUUAUUCCCAUGUGUUAGCUUAUUCAAUCAUUCAUGUGAUCCGAAUACAAUUCAUAAUUUCCAAAAAUCAUAUUUAAUUCUACGAUGUUUAAAACCAAUCCCACCUGGUACGGAAAUAUUCAAUUGUUAUGGACCGCAUUAUUUACAUUAUCCAUCAAGUGUUCAACGUGUAGCACUUCUACAACAACAAUAUUUUUUUGUAUGUCAUUGUGAACAUUGUAAUAGUAAAUGUGUUCAAUCCUCUUCCCCUACUUCUACUUCGCUAUCGUCACUUUACAUCACAGAUCAACAAAUAUCUACUGUUCCGACUAAUGAAAUGUUAACAGAGUGGAAAGAUGCUGUUGACAAACUUUUACAAACACCUUGGCAAUCUAUACAAUCAAUAGAGAAUUUAAAGCAUGCUAUUCAAACUGUACAGACUGUUGGUACGCUUAAAUCAACCAAUUCAUGGUGGCCAUCCAAUGAUAAUCUAGGUAGUUUACUAGAUACAUUAGGUAGACAAUAUUUGAUUAAAUCGAAACUCAUACAACGCUCACAAUCAAAUCAUAAUGAUCAACAGCAACAAUCUGAUUGGUUAUUUGCACAAAAUGCUGGUCUAUGGUGUUUACAACAAUCUGUUCAAUGGGUCAAAUUACACUAUGGUACUAUUAGUUGUGAGUAUUUAUGGGAAUUAAUAAAUUUCCUAAAUUUAUCCAUUAAUUGUUUUAAUCAAUUCGACAAGUCAAUUCAAUUGAAUAUAUCUGAAGAAUUUACAAGAUUAAAUGAUCAAUUUUUAAAAUUACAAAUGGAUGAUCCUACUAUGUUUACGGAUCAAAAUUCAAUUUUAUCUGAGAUAAACAAGCUUUCUACUAUAUUAUAUGGUUCUUAUAAAAGUCGUAUAAUUAUCGACAAGUUUGUUGUUCGGGUGCCCCAAAUCAUCUCUCAGAAAAGUCUAUAGUGUUACAGGAACGCCAGCAUUCAAUAGGACCAUCUCAGAAACUCCUGGACAAUGCAGAUUUACGGACCACAAUUCUGAUUGGUUAUUUGUCCAUAUCACUACUAUGCUUGGUAUGGUGUCCGAACCCUCCAGAAGUCCAAGAUAAUGGUUUACUCUAUAAAUACGCUUAUUUUUCUGUACAAAACUAACCUUGAAAUAGAGCUUUCUUCUUGUACUUCACAC